AUGUACAACAGCUAUGGUGGCUACAACCGCCCUCCGGGCUAUGGAGCCCCUCCAGGUAUGGCGGCGCCUCCGGGAAUGGGCCCCCCUGGCAGUGCUGCAGCACCUCCCGGCGUAGCACCACCUGGUGUCCAGUUCAAUGGCCCUCCCCAGCUCGGCGGUCCGCGCACGCUGCCUCCCAAUUUCCAGCCGCCCGCGGGCAUGCCGAACAUUAACUUCAGUGCGCCCGUCAUACGUCUAGGCACCUCCGGGUCGCAACGCGGCAAUCUUGACAGCCUUGCAGGUGGUCGGCGCGAUGGCGGAACUCCUCUUGCGCGACGCGGACUGGGAAUGGACGACCGAGAUGGUAGGCGUGAAGACGCGCGGCCUCUGCAUCCUCCUACACGCGAAGAGAUUGCGCGUACCAUCUUCGUUGGCAACAUUCCAGCCGCCCUCGGCGAUACAGGCAUCGAAAGGAUACUGGAAACGGCUGGGGCUUUCACAAGGUUUACGCGCGCGAAGGAUGCGAACGACAAGGUCCAGACAUUUGGUUUCGCGGAAUAUGGGGAUGCGCAGAGCUUGAAAGUUGCUACGGAGCUUUUUCAAGACGUUCAAGUCCCGACGAAGCGACAGACUCCAGGCGAGAAGAAGGAUCGAGAUGAGGUCGAGACAACAAAGCUGCAGAUAGUGAUUGACGACGCAUCAGUCAAGUACGCUGAAGAUUGGACGAAGAACGAAGACGAGGAGCAUAUGCAAUUUCGACUGGAUUCCGCCAAGGAAGCCCUAGACCAAGUAAUUGCGCAGCUGUUCAAUCCGCCUGAUGAUCCGCAGACAGACCUCGCUGGGGAUGCCAUGAUGAUGGACACACAAAACGAGGAUAACCCUGACAUUGUUCAAAUCGACAUCACAGCUAGCGGCGAGGAUGAUCUUUCAGAUAUCCCAGCUGAGAUGCGCGAGACCGUGGCAGCCGAAAUUGCUGCCUUCCGUGAUCGCUCAAACCAACGUGAUCUAGAGCGAUUACGCAAGGAAGAGGAAGCUUCCGCAGGCGAAGGACGCGGUAGUGUAGCUGGAGGUGCCAAUGGAGUUCCCGUCGGGCCACGUGCCGAUAGAGGUGUCCAAGGCGCACCCAGCGGACCAAAGGGCUCACAAUUUCCCCGGGACUACCAGGGCAACAUGAAGUUCGUCAAUGGCGAAGCCAUGAUCAAUGGCGGCUUCAUUAACCGAGAAGACGACGAUGAUUCCGCGAGCGACUCCGAGCUUGAAGAGCGUCGCAAAAAAAAGCGCAAUGCCGAGCUUGAUGCGGCCUAUGAGAGGGAGCUCAGUCGCUGGCUCAAACAGGAAAGCCGCAGCGUUUCGGCCCUUGAGCGGACACAUAACACUAUGAAGAACAAAGAGGCCGAAGAGCAGAAGGCUCGUGAAGCAAUGGGGGCCUUCCUCAAGAAUUUCGACGAUGACCAGGAAGAGGCCCGCAAACACGAACUUUACUAUCGCGAUCAUGGUGCGUACAUGCGAGAACGGCAGAGGUUCCGUGAGCGCGAAGAGAGGGAAGAUGCCGUUGACAGAGAGCAAGAAGAGGGCGAGAUGGCCACGAGGCAAAAACAGAAGGCAGAAGCGCGGCAUCAGGCGGAUGCUUUCCUCAACGAGCAGGCUGAAGAGAUGCUUCGUGCCCGGACACCUCGCGAGCCAGAGAAAGGCUUCAAGAUUUCUCUCGGUGCUGCAACUAAGAAGCUCGACCAGAAGUCUGCUCCUCGCCGUAGCGCUGCCGAUGUCGAGAAUUUGCUCGAAGACGAAGAAACAGUUGAUCCUGCCGAUUCCAAGAAGCGGACCCUCAUCCCCAUCAACUUCGAUGCAGCAGUCCGUGCCAACCUCACCCAAGAAGAAGUCGAAGAUGCGCAGAAACAACUCGCCCGCGAUAUUCCCGCUGACAAAAAUGGCCUUUGGAAGUGGUCUGUCUCUUGGGAGCACCUACCUGACAAGAACAUCGAUGAGGAUAUCAAGAAAUGGGCCGCAAAUAAGGUGCUUGACCUGCUUGGUGUUCAGGAGGACAUGAUUGUCGAUACCAUCGUAGACCACCUGAGGAGCCAUGGUAGUGCCGAGGCUUUGGUGGACAAUCUUGAACCUGUCCUCGAAGACGAAGCCGAAAGCCUGGUCAAGAAGCUCUGGCGUAUGGUCAUCUACUACAGCGAGACGGAGAGGAGGGGCAUCAAAUAA
Messenger RNA from Didymosphaeria variabile, 2187 nucleotides. RefSeq lists its product as uncharacterized. NCBI's taxonomy places the organism in Eukaryota, Fungi, Ascomycota, Dothideomycetes, Pleosporales, Didymosphaeriaceae. The transcript has 4 exons. The coding region runs from base 1 to 2187 and encodes 728 amino acids. Gene Ontology annotation, cellular component: spliceosomal complex. The record is from RefSeq and is a predicted model, not a curated record. Gene Ontology annotation, molecular function: mRNA binding. Gene Ontology annotation, biological process: mRNA processing.